CGCGUACAAAUUUCCGUUCAAUCGAGUGUGCGUUGGAAAAAAACAACAAAAGAAAUAGUUUAAUUACAGUAAACUGUGCAGCAAGUAAAGCACAAAAAUAGCUAAAGAUAGCUGGCAAAAUAUUUGUUUAGAAAUUCGUUAAGAGGCGGUAAACUCGUGGACAAAUUCGAUUCGUUUACAUACCUCUUGUUGUGUGUGUUUCUUAUGUGCAUACAUACAUACGUUGCUUAAAGAGUUUCGCGUGCGUGUGUGUGUGUCUGUGUGCGUGCCCGCUUAUUUUCCCCCCCUUGCACUAACUGAACAACCGCGCCAAUCGAACGCCAAUUUCUAUGGUUUUUUUCAACAAUUAAUUCAACAAAUUACGCAAAAUAAUUCCCUUAAUCAAAAUGAGCAGCUCCGAGGAAGUCUCCUGGGUCACCUGGUUCUGCGGACUUCGCGGCAAUGAGUUCUUUUGCGAGGUUGAUGAAGAUUACAUACAGGACAAGUUCAAUUUAACUGGCUUAAAUGAGCAGGUGCCCAACUAUCGUCAGGCCUUAGACAUGAUAUUGGAUCUGGAGCCUGAAGAUGAGCUAGAGGACAACCCAUUGCAAUCGGAUAUGACCGAACAGGCAGCCGAGAUGCUGUACGGCCUCAUACAUGCUAGAUAUAUACUUACAAAUCGUGGCAUUGCUCAAAUGAUUGAGAAAUAUCAAACUGGCGAUUUUGGACAUUGUCCACGUGUCUACUGUGAGAGCCAGCCCAUGUUGCCUUUGGGUCUGUCUGAUAUUCCCGGCGAGGCAAUGGUGAAGACCUAUUGCCCCAAAUGCAUUGAUGUUUAUACACCAAAAUCAUCUCGUCAUCAUCACACCGAUGGCGCUUAUUUUGGCACUGGAUUUCCACAUAUGCUCUUCAUGGUGCAUCCCGAAUACCGCCCUAAACGUCCUACUAAUCAAUUUGUUCCACGUCUGUACGGCUUUAAAAUUCACAGCUUAGCUUAUCAAAUUCAGCUGCAGGCAGCAGCCAAUUUCAAAAUGCCACUACGAGCGCAACGAGGCCAGCCACCUAAGGACGAAGACCCUGAGAAUAAUGCCAUCGAAAGUUCAGUUCAAAAGCGCAUCUAAAGAAUAAAAUCAAACAAUUUGUGCUGAAGAGAAGCCGUUAUAACAAACAAACAAAAAUUAUAAAAAAAAAAACAAACAAACAAACACAAAACAACUACACAGUUAAAAUAUAUAUAAAACAUAGACCGGACCAACACGCUGUUAAGGAGAGUGCAGCUACAUUCAGACACAGAUACAUACACAUACACACACACAUACUAACAACUAGCUGGUUCAAGUGGCAGGCCUUGAUGAAAUUCAAUUCAAUUUAAACUUUGCAUUUUGUUUACUAAGCGCAGCGGCUAACUAAGCUGAGCUUGGAUUUCAAAAACAUUAGUGUUCAAAUGCCGUUGAUCCGACUACUAAACACACCUUAUCCCCACACCCACACACUAAAACACACACACACACACCUUGUGGUAAGGUAGAAACAAAUGGAAUGUAACUGGAAUUGCAUUGGAGAGAGAGACAGAGAGAGGGAGAGAGUCAGGGGGCAAGGAGAGCUCGAGCCAAGGAGAAUCCCGAAGCGAAACGAUAAUAUUUUCAGUCGAUCUUGCAUUUUAAUAGCUGAGAGUGCGUAUACUAAAUAAAUUUGUAUGCGUGCAUUAUGAAUUACAAAUUACACAUGUGUACACAAUAAACAAUAUAAAUAUAUCGUUAGCUUAUUUAUACACAUAUAUAUAUACAUAUAUUUAAAUACAAAAAGAAAUGAGAAGUGAAAAACAGAUAACAAGUAGUAGAGGAAGAAACAAUAUUUCAUGUAUUUUUUUAAUGUAUUUAAGCUUAGUCUAAUAAUGCCGUAUAAGUAAUACAACAACAUUGUAGAGAAUAUUGAAAUCGAAAAUCAUCUCAGUUUUAAAAACGCAAUGAAAACCAAAAAGAGAAAAACACGUGAAUGUGCAAGGAAAUGAAAAUUCACGGCCAGAGCAUUAUUCAAAAAAAAAAAAAAAGAAAAAAAACAGGAUUUAAAAAGUGAGAAAAA
Messenger RNA from Drosophila busckii, 2061 nucleotides. RefSeq names its product casein kinase II subunit beta (gene CkIIbeta). Bases 387 to 1100 code for a protein of 237 amino acids. Lineage: Eukaryota; Metazoa; Arthropoda; Insecta; Diptera; Drosophilidae. The transcript has 7 exons. The record is from RefSeq and is a predicted model, not a curated record. Gene Ontology annotation, molecular function: protein kinase regulator activity. Gene Ontology annotation, cellular component: cytoplasm; protein kinase CK2 complex.